UGGCUAAUCUGGAUAAACUCCCCAUGUGGACGCUCUUAUUCCGGAAUAGCCAGAGCACUGAAAAUCCACAUUCUGGAUCCCUCCAAUGCAGCUGCACCUUCUACAGAGCCUCGGGACAGGGACCAGUUUGAUGACAUAGAGCGUCACACCCAGUGGGGGCUGGAUCUGCUGGAGAAGUACGUGAAGUUUGUGAAGGAGCGGACGGAGAUCGAGCAGGCCUACGCCAAACAGCUCAGGAAUCUGGUGAAAAAGUAUCUUCCAAAACGGAACACAAGAGAAGAUCCAGAAUCCAAAUUCUGCCAGUACCAGGCCUUCCUGCAGGUGGUGAAGGAGCUCAAUGACUUUGCCGGGCAGAGGGAGGUGGUGGCGGAGAACCUGACGACGCGGAUCUGCGUGGAGCUCUCUAAGCAUGGCCAGGAGCUCAAGCAGGAGAGGAAAUCGCACUUCCAGGAGGGCCGGCGAGCCCAGCAGCAGCUAGAAAACUCCUUCAAGCAACUCGAAAACAGCAAACGGAAGUUCGAGCGGGACUGCAGGGAGGCGGAGAAAGCCAUGCUGGCGGCCGAAAAGCUUGACCAAGACCUCAAUGCCACCAAGGCGGAUGUGGAGAAGGCGAAGCAGCAGGCCAAUCUGCGCAGUCACAUGGCGGAGGAGAGCAAGAACGAAUACGCCUCCUUCCUGCAGAAAUUCAACCGGGACCAGAGCCAGUUCUACUUCCUGGAGAUGCCGCAGAUCUUCAAUAAGCUGCAGGAGAUGGACGAAAGGCGAACGGUGCGGCUGAAGGAAGGUUACGGCGUCUUCUCCGAGACUGAGCGGCAGGUCAUGCCCAUCAUCGGCAAGUGCCUAGACGGCAUGAAGGCAGCGGCCGACUCGGUGAACGAGAAGAACGACUCCCAGGUGCUGAUCGAGUUACACAAGUCCGGCUUCGAGAGGCCGGGAGACGUGGACUUCGAAGACUUCAGCCAGCCGAUCAACCGCACCUCUUCCGACAGCAGCCUGGGGACGCCCCGGGGCACCCUGGAUGGCCGGCUGGACCCCCGCCUGCCGGGCAAGAACAAAGGGAAGCGCUGGCUCUUCAGCAAGAAGAAUAAGCUCCCGCCCCCUCCCCUCUCCCCAGUGGUCUCUGCCCCUCCUCCUUCCUCCUCGUCUGCCACCAACGGACCUCCAUCCCCCAAAUUCACCCGGGACCCUCUGUCUUACUGUCUGAAUGAGAUCAAUAAGACAGUCAAACCCCGCAUCGCCUCCUUCCGCAGCCUCAAACGGGGGCCUGUGAUCACGGAAGAUUUCAGCCACUUGCCGCCGGAGCAGAGGAGGAAGAAGUUACAGCAGAAGAUCGAGGAGAGGAACCGGGAGCUGCAGAAGGAAAUCGACCAGAGAGAUGCCUUAAACAAGAUGAAGGACGUGUACCAGAAGACGCCCCAGAUGGGCGACCCCACUAGCCUGGAGCCAAAGAUCUCUGAGACCCUAAGCAACAUCGAGAAGCUGCGCCUAGAAAUCCAGAAAUACGAGUCGUGGCUGGCCGAAGCCGAGAGCAGAAUGCUGAGUAACCGGCCGGACAACGCCCUGAGAUACAGUCGCCACCUGGACCACGCCACCACCCUGAACAACAACGGCUCCCACGAGAAGGGCAGCCCUGACGCCACCCACUCCGACGACAGCCAGGAUGCCCUGAACCAGCCGAUCUACACGGAGUUUGACGAGGACUUCGAGGAGGACCUGGCCUCGCCCAUCGGCACCUGUGUGGCCAUGUACCAGUUUGAAGGUUCCAGCGAAGGCACCAUCUCCAUGACGGAGGGAGAGGAGCUGAGCCUGAUGGAGGAGGACAAAGGCGAUGGCUGGACGCGGGUGCGGAGGAGCAAAGGCGGCGAGGGCUACGUGCCAACGUCCUACCUGCGGGUCACCCUGAACUGAGCUCGGGCCUCCCCGCCUGCCCGGAGAGCGGCAGCUGGCUCGUGGAGCUGCAGGGGCUGGCGGGGAUUGGAGCAACGCUGCUGGAACCUGGGGGUUGGGACUCAGGGGUACAGGCGUGGAAGUGGCCUCUGGCCCUGCAUAGACAAGUGGCCCUCGUAGGCAAGUAGUGGCGCCGGCUUGCAAAGCACAUCGCCCGUGAGGGGAAGGAGAAACCCUUCCACCCCCUUCUGCCCAAGCCCCAGCUCUGUGGAAUUUCACAUUUCAGCAGGGCCUCUCCGCUUGUGGGGGAGGUUGCAGUGGGUGCUGGGGGGAGGGAUGGACUGGAUUUCUGGCUGCUGCCCCCGCAUACUCCAUACUGCGCCCCCUCCGUCAGAUCCCCUGGGAGUGAGUAACUCAACCUCCCCCCAAAAAACAGCUGCUGCACCCCCUCCCCUGCUCUUAAGCACCCCACAUUUCCCCCAGUGGUGUGGAUGCAAUCAUCCCUGUGUCCACAAGGGGGCAUGGGUCAGAUUACAUCCCUCUAUACUCAAUGAGGCCAGGGUUCCUAUCCGGCCCCCCACCCCCUCCAGUGCAGGGCUCAUAGGAGCCUGUUAUUAUUUCCCCCUGUAGGGAGGGGGGUGUAUGAGAUCUCUGGGGUGAAGGGAGCUGCACUGUCUCCUGCUAGCUUAGGGCAAAGGGAUGCAGGUUCCAUCAAGGUGUGCUGGGCAGAGCCCAUUUUUUGGAGGGGGGGGGGGGCGCUUAUGGAAUAGAAAGUGUCCUCUGUAUCUGUUCUUCCAUGCUUGUCACCCUGGCAUCUGGGCGCCGUCCAGGUGCGUGUUAAGCAGCAUGAUAAACCUCAGGCCUGGGUUGGUUGUUUCCCUCCUGGGAUUCGAACCCGGGACCUGUGGCUCCCCCCUUAGGCUGGCGCCAGCCUGGAUGUUAAUGGAACAGAGGCGCCGGCCAGCCGGGAGCCCUGGGCCCUGAACCUCCGUGCGUUCUCUGCCAGGGCCCGCAGGUCUGAAUUCACCUGUCCCUGGGUGAGAGUGAGUGCCCGUUACUGCUGCCGCCACCAGCUCCAUCAUUGGCCGAGCUCCUGCCCACUUCCCCCUCCGCCACUGUGGCCACCUCAUGCACUUUAUUCCCCAGACUCCAGAACUCGCCCAGCCAAGGAAGAAAAGAGCAAAAAGUGCCUGUUGCAUCAAUGAAUCUGUCCCCUGGGGGGCGGGGGAGGCUGAUCUCGGUGGGGGAAGCCCAGGGCUCCGAGCUGCAGCCAACCCCUUCUGUGUAAUUUUCUUUUUAGAGGACUCUUAAUAUAUUUAGCUUUUUAUACAGUGACCAAUUACUGCUCAUUUUAGCCUAUGCCUCAGUUAACCUGUAACAUACGUAUAAAUGUGCCAGUUGUCUUGGCUUCUGUUCACCCGAUGGGGGAGGGAGGGGGCAGAUCUGUCUCCCCUCUGGUUCUGAGACGUGGGUCUGGGGGGGUCGCUGGGCCGGAGCCCAUAGAAUGUAUUUCCACUGCAGCCUGGUGCCUUUUACACUUUAUGUACAUAGUUGAUUUCCCCACCCCCCUCCUGUGCAGUUUUUAAGUUUAUAAAAACAAUACAGACUCUG
Molecule: messenger RNA, 3498 nt
Organism: Trachemys scripta elegans
Lineage: Eukaryota; Metazoa; Chordata; Testudines; Emydidae
Gene: TRIP10
Product: thyroid hormone receptor interactor 10
Exons: 15
Biological process (GO): signal transduction
Molecular function (GO): protein binding
Source: RefSeq, a predicted model, not a curated record